This is a messenger RNA of Xiphophorus couchianus (Monterrey platyfish), 1754 nucleotides long. Its product is annotated as G2/M phase-specific E3 ubiquitin-protein ligase-like. Lineage: Eukaryota; Metazoa; Chordata; Actinopteri; Cyprinodontiformes; Poeciliidae. The record is from RefSeq and is a predicted model, not a curated record. The transcript is spliced from 9 exons. Gene Ontology annotation, molecular function: ubiquitin-protein transferase activity. The coding region runs from base 212 to 1738 and encodes 508 amino acids.
UUUUAUAAUAUUAUAGAAUAACAGAAUAAUUUAUGGGUAGCGUGAUAGACUUUGUGUCAGUCAUACCGUUCUGGGCUCGGUCUCGUAGAUGCUUGCCCGAAUUAGCAAAGCAAUUAUGCUAAUCAUACCGCAAGAAAAAAUAGAUAAAUUACACACUCGUAUAAUUAAAUAUCUUUUUUGAGAAUGACUCAUUUCAGCGUUUUAGUAGGCAAUGUCUCCACUUUUAAUGUAUUUAUUUCCUGACGUUAAAAAACAAAUUUUCUUUCAGAUGUACUGUCCAUUUUGUGGAACUGCCGCCAUAAAUUCUGCAGACUUUUGUUGUCAAUGUGGCAGAAACAUAAAAUUUGUCCAAGAUCAUGCAAACAAAGCCCAAGAUGAGAGGAACACUACCACUGCAACUCCCGAUGUUCAACCAAGCACCAGCACAGGUUUCAGUGGACAGAGUUCAAGUGAUGAUGACAGUGUGGUUCAUGUAAGGUUGCCAUCUCAAGAUAGUCCACUAUCUGACACUGUGGUGUGGGAUGGUCCAGAUGAAGCAAGCACUCCAAGACUGGAGAAAAUUUUGAAUGGGCCUUUUGGACACACAGAACAAGGGUCUGAUCAGGAUGGCGGAAACACCAACGUCCAGGAGCAUCCCAUGUCCUCAGAGGGCCAGAACCACUUCUAUCGCAACUACACAAAUGUGUACGCACCAAUAAUUGUUGACAGCGACUCUGAGCCGGAUGAAUAUGUGAUGCAGUUCCCUGAGCAAAGUACAGACAACGUGACUGCUGCAGACAUCAUUUCAGAGCUCUCGGCAAUGAUCACAUCAUCAUCUCUCAGCCGCUUUAACAUAAACAGAGCCAAUGUAUGGGAUGGAGCACUGAGAGGUUUCAAGCGGGCUUCUUUCAACCCUUUCAAUGAAAUAUUUGUAAAAUUCACCGAUGACGAGGGACAGGCAGAAGACGGCGUUGAUAACGGUGGUCCCAAGCGCGAGUUUCUAAGCCUUUUAAUGAACUGCUUAAGGACUCGAAGAGUCUUUGAUGGGCCAGAAGAAAGGAAAUUUAUCACUUUUGACAGUGAAGGUAUUGCCGUUAAGGGCAAUAUUUCAGAGUUUUCUCAUAAGAAUGUGACAGCUGUUGGUGAAUGUGUAAUUAAUGUGAGCAAAAUCUAUACAGCAGCCAAAAAUGAUGAAUAUUUCAUGGUUGGGAGGAUGAUUGCCACUUCUGUCGUUCAUGGAGGUCCAGGUCCUCAAUUCUUAUCUGAGAAGCUCUACCAGCACCUCACAGGAACAUCAACAAAUACAGAAGGAAAGAUAGAAGACAUCACUGACAACACCAUGAGGGCUUCUUUGAUUGAGAUAUCCAGUGCAGGUACAUUGACUGAACUACACCAGUCAGUUGAAAGACAUGCAAGCAUCUUGCAAACUGCUGGUUGCUUGCAGUUCCCUGUGACUGUUGAUGACAAAUUGAAAAUUGUAAAGGAGUUCAUUGAUUGGUACAUCAUUUACCGCAACCAUUUCUCUAUUCAAAGAUUCAAGGAUGGCCUUUCAACACUGAACUUCCAGAAUGCUUUGGAGCAGCAUGCUUCCGUCUUCAGGCCAUUUAUGUGUGCAAGAGUGGAACAGCUGACAUCCAAAAUAUUGGAGGAAAUAUUUGAGGUUCAGCUCAGUGAAAAGGGUAGCAGCAGACGACAUGAGGAAACAAGAGUGCUAGGAUUCUGGAGAGACUUUCUCUUUGACACAGAAGGUGGACUUUAAGAUUUAUUGCUAUAUU